AUGAAAUUUGAAUAUGCCCCGGAAGAGAUACCUGAGAAGGUUGUUAAGGUAUUAAAGAAGUUUUCCUUACACUCGAGUAAAGAUGGCCAUGACGAAGAUGUGGGAAAGGUGUUCGAAACCGUGCCUGAAAAGCUCAAGGAAGAUAUCGCUGCAAACCAACCAAUAACAAUGGUUUUGCCUGCCUUUCCAUGGAAGAAUCCAAACAAGGACAAAGUAAUUGGGGACGGUGCUGAUUUGGGGGAAGAGUUGGGGCUUGCAAAAUUGAAUCAUUUGUGCGAGGAGAUCUCAAAGGUCUAUCCUUACGGGGCAAGACUGAUUCUCAUAUGCGAUGGACCUGUGUAUAAUGACUUGGUUGGAGUGCCCGAUGACGAAUAUUACGAAUAUGGCAUUCAGUUGCGCAAAAUGGCUCGGGAAAAGCAGUUUUCUUCAAUCCAAUUCAUACGGCUUAUGGAUCUGCUCGGACUGGGCGAUGGAGAGAAAAUCUCCAAGCCAGAUUAUCUGCGUCUUGUUUCCACCUGCAGGAAGAAACUGAUGUCGUCUGCAUACUUCAAUCCGAAAUUUGACAUUGAGUAUGAAUUGAAGACAAAUCCGGAUACCAAGACAACAUACGAUAGCUACUUCAGGCGUAUCUCAGAGGAUCUAAAAUGGGCCAAGGGAUUUGACCCAGUCGUUGCAGGCGACCCGACGCUCUAUGCGAUGGAGGUAUCCAAGAUGGCGAAGACCAUGAUCAACCGACUCAUUGCAUACGAGGCCGUCAUUAACGCGACCCUGGGGAAACACAUUCGGCUUUCUAUCCACCCAUCUGUAGGUCGGAACAAAAUCUCCAUUCCUCUCCUGCGUCAAGGCGAAAUGUUUGGGGACAUGCCUUGGCAUGCCAGUGUGGUCGUGCUAUCAAAUGGGAGGUUCCAGACGGGAAAUUCGCAAGAUUUUCGAAAAUUGUACGAGAUCGUCAUGAAAAAUGGCCGGCCGUAUUAUUUCAGAGAGCGGAGCCCAUUGUAUGAAUGGACGGCAGAAGUGGAGUUUGACCACGAUUAUGAUGGCUUGAUCGUGAAGAACCCCCUUUCGAGAGCUCAAAUCCUGGGUAAGGAUGACCGCAUGAAGCUAGCUCGUCUAAUCAUUCAACAUCAAGAUAAAUCAGUUCGAGUGGAGGGGUUUGAGGUGCCAAAUGAUGCAUGA
This is a messenger RNA of Penicillium soppii, 1176 nucleotides long. Its product is annotated as isocyanide synthase family protein. NCBI's taxonomy places the organism in Eukaryota, Fungi, Ascomycota, Eurotiomycetes, Eurotiales, Aspergillaceae. The transcript is spliced from 3 exons. The record is from RefSeq and is a predicted model, not a curated record. The coding region runs from base 1 to 1176 and encodes 391 amino acids.